CUCUCUUCCUUCCCUUGCUCUAUGCUGAUUACUUUUUUUCUGAGUAUUUCAGCGCAGCCUUGUCUGCCUAGUCCGGGCCAGUUCGAUCAAAGACAGACUCAAGGACUGAUUUCCUUGUGACACACAACUUUUGACUUGAUCUUUUACUUCAUCAUUCAUCUCUUUCGGCCUCACAAGCCCUCAGAAGUGUUGUCUUCAAAAUCAUCGACUGGUGCUCCUACCACCGUCACUAUGAACGCGACUGCGCCAGUCGUGACUGGCUCCGAAACCGCCAUCCUGGAGGGGCUCAUUCCUGGGUACGCGUUUAUCUCCCGACUCCUACUUUCAUACCUGCAAAUCGACCUCUCCCUCUACAUCCCCUAUAUCAUAACCGCCACUUGUAUCUACUUCGCCUCCGACUUUGUGUACAGCUACGUUGAGCACCUGUUCUGGAGCUAUUUCAUGGCUUCGGCGGAGGUCCGUAUUCAAGACGACGUCUACACUUAUCUCAUGUUCUGGAUUUCGCGGCACCGGACCAUGCAGAACACCGUCCACAUCUACGCGAGCACCCAACUCGCGAGCGGUUGGUACUACUACAACUCAGAGGACUCAGACCAAGAGUUCGAUGCGGAAAUCGACGAGGAAGAGAUUGCAAAGAGCAGUUUUGACGAAUGCUGGAGUCAGAUCAUCGCGCGGGACCGCACCAAGCGCCUACGCUUCACGCCCUCGAAUGGGGUCCACCACUUCCAGUACAAGAACCGCACGGUGUUCUUCCAUCGUAUCCGUGACCAGUCGGCCCAGUCCCUCUACAUGCAGGACAUGUCGGAGCGAUUGAUCAUUUCGUGCUUUGGACGGGACACUACCCUCCUCAAGCAGCUGCUCGCGGACGCGCAAGCGGCGUACGUCGCCCGCGAUGGCAACCACACGAUCAUCUACCGGGGCCAAAAGGCGAACGGCCAUACCGACUGGGUCCGCUGCAUGGCGCGGGCCCCCAGGGCUUUGUCUACGGUGGUGCUCGACCAGGCUCAGAAGGAUGCCUUUGUGAACGACAUCAAGGAAUACCUGCAUCCGAGGACCAGGCGAUGGUACUCCAACCGGGGAAUCCCUUACCGUCGGGGAUACUUGCUUCACGGUCCACCGGGGACGGGUAAGACGAGCCUGAGCUUCGCGGCUGCCGGGGUGUUGGGCGUCCCGCUGUAUCUGUUGAAUCUCAGCUCCAAGACCUUGGACGAGGACGACCUGAUGACGCUGUUUCACCGACUCCCCCGACGGUGCAUUAUCUUGUUGGAGGAUGUUGACUGUGCGGGCAUCACGCAAAAACGCGGGGCUGGGGACAAGGACAAGGCCACGGCCACGGACACCAACAGUACUGCCGGUGCCACAGCCCCAGGCGACAAGCCCGAUGGCGCCGCUCCGGAGAAGCAGGGUAUUUCGCUGUCCGGCCUUCUCAAUGUGAUUGACGGUGUGGCUGCCAACGAGGGCCGCAUCCUGAUCAUGACCACCAACCACCCCGAGAAGCUGGAUGCGGCGCUGCUCCGUCCGGGGCGCGUCGAUAUGAGCAUUGCUUUCGGCUAUGCGCAAAGCCACGAUGUCGAGAAACUGUUCGCGUCGAUUUACUCUACGCUGGAGGGCGAUCUACGAUCUGGAGAGAUGGGGUCUAGUCUUGAGGAGGAGACCAAAGCCUGUUUGUCCAACGGAGGAGUCAAGGCUGUGAAUGGGGUGCACCCGGCUGCAACGCCUCUGGAAAGGAUCUCGGAGUUGGCUCGGCGAUUUGCCGCACAGGUGCCAUCUGGUGAAUUCACCGCUGCUGAGGUUCAAGGUUAUCUGCUCAACUACAAGUCUGACCCCCACGGGGCGAUCGAGGGAGCGGCGCAGUGGCUCAAGAGUACGCAGGAGAUGCGUCAGAAGCGUCUGGAGAAGUUGAACUUGAGCCAGUAGGAAUAUGGCUUCCGAUGUCCUCCGAUGGAAUUUGCACCGACUAGAUUAGAGCAGUCAGAUAGUCGUCAUUCAUCAUACUACUUUGCAGUUCGUAC
Molecule: messenger RNA, 2012 nt
Organism: Aspergillus saccharolyticus JOP 1030-1
Lineage: Eukaryota; Fungi; Ascomycota; Eurotiomycetes; Eurotiales; Aspergillaceae
Product: BCS1 and AAA domain-containing protein
Exons: 1
Coding region: 232-1917 (561 amino acids)
Biological process (GO): protein insertion into mitochondrial inner membrane from matrix; mitochondrial respiratory chain complex III assembly
Cellular component (GO): mitochondrial inner membrane
Molecular function (GO): ATP hydrolysis activity; ATP binding
Source: RefSeq, a predicted model, not a curated record